AGGGACCAUGAUGCUGCUGGGUGCCUUGUUGUUACAUCUUGUAGUUUGUGGAGCAUUGCUCAGACCGAACAAGAAACUAAACAUACAAAUUAAUGAUUACGAGAUAAUCAGUGAGGAUGUUUCAGCGGAUGAGACGAGUCCAGUAGAUUAUGGAUGUCGAUGCAUCUUAACAUCCAUCAAGGAUCUGUUCAAGACUGACAUGUUCACUUCGCCAGACUAUUGGCUCGUAGUUCUGGUAUCAAUCUUCACGACAGUCACAGCCACAGCGUGGGUUGUGUAUUUCGCACCGAACGUUAACCAAUCCAAAGACUUCUCUUUAGCCGAUGCUGCCAUCUUUGUAUCAAUAUUCGGUGUGGGCAAGAUAGUCGGAAACCUAGCCGCUUGUUUCUUCGACAGUUGUCAAGUUGUCAGCACAAAUGCAUGGAUGGGACUGGCAGUCAUUGGUAGUUGUGCGUGUUUCUUGAUUGAUCCGCUCUUAAACUCGUAUUGGCCCAUCAUGGUGUAUGCCUUUAUCUACGGCUGUUUCCAUUCCUGCACGUAUACUCUUUUGGAUGUUCUAACCAAGAAAUCUGUUGGCGCGGAACGGCUGGGGAGUGCUCUAGGAUGGAUCGGUUUAAAGGCGGGCCUCGUCAGGGCAUUAUUUGUCUUCUUUCCAGGACUGAUUUACGAUAUCUACGGCAGCUUCACUCUGGCUUUUAUUAUGUUGGCUGUGAUCAACGCGUUAGCCUUGCCUGCUCUACUGGCGCUGGCAUGGCGUCAAAGAUAGUCCGAGGCUUGUCCACGGAAGCUUAGGGUCCGCACAAAAUGUUUUUGCAUUAUCUUGUCAUUUGGACCUUGUAGGGCAAUAUUCCGAUAGCUAUAGGGUGCCACCUUGGCACACUUGAGCAUUUUUUAAUAGUUCCCGCCAUAAGGAAAAUAUGAGUUUUCUAUCUAUGCAGGAUUUUGCCCAAACUUAUCAAUCGAGGUGUCCAGAACAUGUUUGGGGGUAAACAAAUUCAUUUAAGCCAUUUUCUAAUGACUAAUUUAUGUAUUUUAUGCAUAAUAUGCAAAUCAGCAUCCUCCAUUAUUUAAUUUCCAUCUAUAUCUCCGCAAGAGUUUGUCCAAUCGUAUAAAUUAAAACGAGGAAUCUAAACCCAUAU
Messenger RNA from Patiria miniata (bat star), 1139 nucleotides. RefSeq names its product monocarboxylate transporter 12-like. The transcript is spliced from 2 exons. The coding region runs from base 8 to 766 and encodes 252 amino acids. Gene Ontology annotation, biological process: monocarboxylic acid transport; transmembrane transport. Gene Ontology annotation, molecular function: monocarboxylic acid transmembrane transporter activity. Lineage: Eukaryota; Metazoa; Echinodermata; Asteroidea; Valvatida; Asterinidae. The record is from RefSeq and is a predicted model, not a curated record.